GGCAUUCGCCACAUCUUGAGGGAGCGGUUAAGAUGUCUUAUGGUAUUACAGUCCACCACUCUGUAAUUAUAGGUGGUUCUUAGCACCUUCUUAUAAAAAACCUGCAUCCUAUGAACCUGCAGGAUGACUAACUAGCUGUAAAGAGAAAGAUGGCAGAUAGGGAUAUUGGUUUGUCAUGUAUUUGUCGCUCUUUAAUUUCAGUGUUAUUGGUUCUGUGACUUGGACAAUUUAUAAAUAGUCCGUCCAUAUGUUUUGUGGCAAAUAGUUUAGUUUAUAGUUUAGAUUUUACAAUUCAUUAGUUAAGGCAAUAAGUCAAAAUUUUGUGAGUAAAAAAUGGGUGAGCCAACUGUUCCAAUAUGCGAUGCAGAAGCUUUGAAAUUAUGCAACGAGAACAAAAUACCAGAAGACACAAAUGAAUUCAUUAUGCAACAAACAAUGUAUAGGAUAAAAGAUCCUAGGAAGUCAUUGCCAUUUUAUAAUCAAGUACUUGGUAUGAAGUUGUUAACUAAAUUGGACUUCCCUGAAAUGAAAUUCUCCUUGUACUUCAUGGGCUUUGAAGAUGAUAUUGGAACAAUUGAACUUUCAUGCCAGGAAAGGGUAGCCUGGGCAUUAGGCAGGAAAGCUACUAUAGAGCUAACACACAACUGGGGUACAGAAAAUGAUUGUAAUUACAAGCCACAUAAUGGAAAUCAAGAACCUAAAGGAUUUGGACAUAUAGGAAUCGCAGUACCAGACGUCUAUGCAGCAUGCGAACGUUUUGAAAAGCUUGGAGUAAAUUUCGUGAAAAAACCAGACGACGGCAAGAUGAAGGGGAUUGCUUUCAUCACAGAUCCGGAUGGCUACUGGAUAGAAAUUUUUAACGGCAAAACUGUUGCAACCAUGGACAAAACGAAGCUCUGAAACAAAUUAUGCAAAUGAUGAUUUUGAGUGAUUGCUGAUAACAGCUGUGAAGCCACCAUAUAGAUCCGGGAAAAACGAAUUGAAAUAGAAUUUUCUCCAAAUAAAUUACUCUUAUCAUACUACGGAUUCUAUCCUGUAAAAUGAGAGCAAAAAUAAAAAUGUCUACAGCUUUCCUGUUUCCUUCUUUUGUUGCUUAGAAUUUUAGGAACAUUCAUUGCUUUGUGUUAUUGUAUAAGAUUUCGUUAUUACGUCAAGUAAACCUAUGAAAGCAUC
Acanthoscelides obtectus is the source of this 1173-nucleotide messenger RNA. Lineage: Eukaryota; Metazoa; Arthropoda; Insecta; Coleoptera; Chrysomelidae. The record is from the annotation of a GenBank genome assembly.